AUGGCUCGAAUCCUUAUCACAGGCUCAUCGGACGGGCUAGGUUCUCUCACUGCCCGUGCCCUGGUCAAGAAAGGGCAUUCCGUCGUCUUACAUGCGAGGAACGACCAACGAGCUCAAGAUGCGAGGGCUGCCUGCCCGGGCGCCGAGACUUGUGUCGUCGCCGAUCUCUCCGAUAUUUCACAGACUAAAAACAUGGCCCAAGAUAUCAACAAGCUGGGCGCUUUUGACGCAGUAAUCCAUAAUGCGGGUCUUUAUACAGGUCCCUACCGAAGGACCAAGGAGGGUUGGCCGAGCAUCUUCGCAGUCAAUACUCUAAGCCCCUAUAUCCUCACCUGCCUCAUCGAACCUAGGCCGAAACGGCUCGUCUUCGUGUCAUCCGGCCUUCACAGCGGUGGCGACCCUACAUGCAAGGAUAUCACGUGGCACGAGCGUGGGGAGAAGGGCUUCAGAGAUUUCCAGGCAUACUCGGACACCAAGCUGCAUGAUAUCCUGCUAUCCUGCUUUUUCGCAAGGAAAUGGCCCAAUGUGAAGAGCAACUCAUUGGACCCGGGCUGGGUGCCGACCAAGAUGGGGGGUGCUGGGGCGUCAGGAGAUAUCAAUGCUGCUGUUGAUACCUAUGUGAUGCUCGCAGAAGGGACAGCCGAGGCUAAGGAUGUCUCUGGCAAGUACUGGUAUCACUGUAAGGUGAAAUCACCAAAGCGAGAAGCGAACGAUGAGGCUGUUCAGGAAAAUCUCAUCAGACAGUUGGAAGAGCUCACGGGAGUGAAAGCUCCCUGA
Messenger RNA from Fonsecaea multimorphosa CBS 102226, 777 nucleotides. RefSeq lists its product as uncharacterized. The transcript has a single exon. NCBI's taxonomy places the organism in Eukaryota, Fungi, Ascomycota, Eurotiomycetes, Chaetothyriales, Herpotrichiellaceae. The record is from RefSeq and is a predicted model, not a curated record. The coding region runs from base 1 to 777 and encodes 258 amino acids.